Messenger RNA from Drosophila takahashii, 547 nucleotides. RefSeq lists its product as uncharacterized. The record is from RefSeq and is a predicted model, not a curated record. NCBI's taxonomy places the organism in Eukaryota, Metazoa, Arthropoda, Insecta, Diptera, Drosophilidae.
GCUUUGCUCUAUAAAUCUAUUUGAAACCUAGCACACAUCAUUUACAAGAUCUGUACAAUACACACCUACAAAAUCAAGAAUGCAGUUAAUAAAAUAUUUCACUUUUUUGUUUGUUUCUUGCGCUGUUCUGAUGCCGGAGGAAAUAGUUGCCAGAUCAGUGGGCCUCGGAAGAGAGAAUGAAAGGCCUUCCCCGAUCAUCGUACAACAUAUUUAUCGCAGUGGCCCAGUGGGGAUUCCGGAAAUGCCCUUGGACUUUCACACGAAGCAUAGCCCUUGUGACAUGGAUUCGAGGGGCAGGCAGAGCUAUGUGCAUGCCUUUCCCAACCAUUGUAUUUGGGUCUACAACAACCGGUACUUGAGCGAAGGACACUUUCGCAUCUACAAGACUUAUCAGUUGGAAGCCUUUUUCUUUGGCCAGUAUUACGAGCGCCUAAAGCGUUAUGAAUUCGAACCUCAUAUCUACGAUUACAACAUGUAGAAAAAAGCAUUACAAUAAUAUUAAAUCUGUUUAAGAUUCAAUAAAUAAAUUCUACGUCUUUUCUGGUUA